Messenger RNA from Symphalangus syndactylus (siamang), 7526 nucleotides. RefSeq names its product MORF4 family associated protein 1 like 2. NCBI's taxonomy places the organism in Eukaryota, Metazoa, Chordata, Mammalia, Primates, Hylobatidae. The record is from RefSeq and is a predicted model, not a curated record.
UGUCGUAAAAGGGCCGCAGUGGCAGCGCCCUGGCCGACGGCUGGUAGCCCAUCUUGGACGCCGUCCUCGCUGCCAAAAGUUGGGGCAACCUGUUGCUAGUCCGGUCGUUGGUGACAGCGAGGCUUCCGCGCUCGCUGCUAGUGGGCAGCCCAGGCCUGCCCCGCGGGCUGGAAGAGGCGGCGGCGUCAUGCGGCCCGUGGACGCGGACGAGGCGCGGGAGCCCCGCGAGGACCCGGGCAGCCCGCUAAGCCCCGCGCCCCGCGCCGGCCGCGAGAACCUGGCCUCCCUGGAGCGCGAGCGCGCCCGGGCGCACUGGCGGGCCCGCAGGAAGCUGCUAGAGAUCCAGAGCCUGCUCGACGCCAUUAAGAGCGAGGUGGAGGCGGAGGAGCGGGGCGCCCGGGCCCCAGCACCCAGCCCGCGCGCGGAGGCGGAGGAGCGGGUGGCUCGGCUGUGCGCAGAGGCCGAGAGAAAGGCCGCAGAGGCGGCGCGGAUGGGCAGGCGGAUCGUGGAGCUGCACCAGCGGAUCGCCGGCUGCGAGUGCUGCUGAGCCGGCGGGGCCGCGCGGGUCUGGAGCGGAGCGCGGCAAGGAGUGUCCUGCGUGGAAGGAGCUGGGUAGGCAGGGAGGGGAGCGCAGAGCCGUGCCACUCUCUCCGCCGUGUUGGUUUCAUUCUUUUUUCAUAGGUGGCCAACUGACGAACUGUGUUCACCUGAUAUGGAGUCCUGGCUGCUUGGACAGGCUCAAACCAAGAGAGCCUUUCGUUUUGUCUCCCCUGUUUUUCUGCCUGCGUUUUCUCCACGUUAGCCACUCAAUUUCCAGUACCAUCCUGGCGGAUGACUUCAGCAUUAGAUGGUCAGGUGUAUUUCUUUAUUAAUAGGCGCAUUCACUUUGGAAAAGACAGCUUUUCAUUAAUGUCCCACGUAAAGGAAUAUGGCCUAUACAGUAUGUAUGCUGCUGCGUGGUCAUAUUUGUUCCUGUGAUCUUAUUGUAUUUUCAAAGUUUGGAAGUAUACCCGUGUGCUUUGCUAUUUUUUUAUGCUUCCUGGAAUUUGGGGACUCAUGAGAGACUUGAGGUUAGAGUUCUGCAAGUGAGAAGACCCUACAUGGUUGCAGCUGCCACAUCAAGAACCCAAGCCCCUGUCAAAGUUGUGAAUGCGACUUUGGAUGAGAUUGAGAAGGCCCAGUGGACAGUUGGUCUCGAAGAGUGGCAGUGUGUGGAUUUGAGGACCUCUGCAGACCAUCAGAUCAAAGGAGGGAGAGCUGUUUUGGGUGUUUUGCUUUUUUUGUUUUUAUAGCAUUUUGCUUUUUCCUGGAAUGUAAUUUUCCUAUGGCAUGUUAACUGGUGCACUUCGUGUAACCUGUCUGGUGAGCAACCUACAACUGGGAUGAGUUCUAGGUACAUGUGUUUGCUGACUUUGGGGUAAACAACUUUGUUAUAAUACAGUCUCUGCCACAGAUGCAUGUUACCAUGCCAGUGGAUGGAAAUGGGGUGGGGGGAAUGGGGGAUCCUUUGGAAGACCUGUCUUUGAGUCUUGUGUCUCGGGUAAGGCAAGCACGCUUACAGUUAAAUACAUUUCCUUCUUUAAAAAAAUUUUCCCUGGGAUUGUUAAAUUUGCUUUAGCAAACUCAUAAAGAGGAACAUCAUUCUAUAGGAUGUCAGUGGGAUGGCAGGAGUAGGUAGAAGUCUAAAACCACACAAAGGAGCCAAAAGGGAAACAUUUUGCACUGGCCUGUCUUCUCUGUUACCUCCCAGCCCAAUUCCCUAAGCUCCCGCCAGUGUCAGGACACUGAGGAUGUGCAAAUGAGAAAACAAAAGCCUGUAUUGCAAGAAUCCACUUGGGAUUAGGCACUUAACAUACCUUAUCUAAUUUUCACAACUAUCAGAGGUCAUUUUAUUACCCCCAUUGUUCAGGUGAGGAAACUUCAGCCAAAAACAAAACAGAAAACAACCCUAGAACCUUGCCGGGAAGAAUUCAACUGAUGCCAAAGCUCUUUCACAACAUCAGUAGCUCCUGGUGUGCCAUCUGCUUCCUCUAACUGUCGUGAUGGUUUCUGAAACAAUGGUUCAGAAUGCUGACCGCUCUGGAGAGGGCUGCAGCAGCAAGCCUGGGACUGAGUUUCUGGCCUCAUAGAAUGUUCCAUGACAGACCCUCUCUGACUGAUGAGAGGUGUGAGUUGUCGCUCAGGCUAAGUGAGAUUUGGAGGCCUAAAUGCAGACAUCCCCCCUCUGCUCAUGUCCCAUGUUCCAGAUGUCUUCUGGACAUCAGCCAGUGGAUGUCAUAGGAUGGAUUCACUUCUUUGUCGAUGUAUUCAUCCAGUGUGUUUUGCUGGCAAUGUACUAGGUCCUUGGGACACUAAGGAGCAGUUGGCUCCUUGGCGACGGAGUCAUUGAUUCAUUUGUUCAAGUAUUCUUUGAAUAGAUACCAAAGACUUAACACGUGCCAGGCCCAGAGUAGACAUGACAGCCGUCCUCUUGCACAGCUGCUGCCUUCAGAGGGUUUGCACCCUAGUGAGUGAGAUGGCCACUAAGCAGCCCCUGCCUGUGGGUGAGAAGUGCUGAGUGUGAGCAGAGCCCAGGGUGGGUGGUAUCUGCCCAGCCAGGGAAUAGGCAAGGCUCCUUCCCCGAGGGGUCACAGAUGUGUUACAUGAUUGAAGCCAUGUGGGGAUGUGGGCAGGGGAAAGGAGGGUGUGUAGAAGGUUCCAAUCUGGCUGGGUGUGGUGGCUCACACCUGUAAUCCCAGCACUUUGGGAGGCCGAGGCAGGCAGAUCACGAGGUCAGGUUAUCGAGACCAUCCUGGCUAACACGGUGAAACCCCGUCUCUACUACAAAUACAAAAAAUUAGCCGGGUGUGGUGGCGGGCGCCUGUAGUCCCAGCUACUCAGGAGGCUGAGGCAGGAGAAUGGCGUGAACCCGGGAGGUGGAGCUUGCAGUGAGCUGAGAUUGUGCCACUGCACUCCAGCCUGGGCGAUAGAACGAGACUCCGUCUCAAAAAAAAAAAAUAAAAAAAAGAAGGUUCCAAUCUGACUGACCCCAUCCUGUCAGCAGAGAACAGCUGAGGCCCAACCCUCUACAUCUGCAUGUUUCCUCAUCCUGCCUGAUUCCUUUGAUGAAGGCAGUUUGGAUCUUGGGUGGCAUGAUGGUAAAAGCUAAGUUUGUGAACUUUGCAUCUUGGGAGCCAAGGGCAAUAUCCUGUGUAUGAGCCUAGAGGAAGAGAACGCACUUGGGGAGGAAGAGCCCUGACCCCACUGUAUACCAGACAGCGGGCAGCACACAAGGCGUGGGCCAGGGUCAGGAGGGAAGUUCCAUUCCUGGCUGUGCUGAUUACUCACCCUGUGGCCAUCUCUUUGGGGGCCACCAUAAAAUGAUAGAUUUGCACUGUGUUGUCUCUGAGGUUCCUUGGAACCUUGACAUUUCAUUUGACUCAGAUUCAUAUAAAGUAACCAGCCACCUCGUGGACAAUUUUAGCCUUGCUCCUUGAGGUAGCACCUUGAAGACGGGUGUCUGAGGGCCUCUCAGAGACUUUUGGAAUUUCAUUGUAUGGUCUAGCCACACUAGCAUUUCCAAGUAGGUCCUAUAUUGGGACUAAGAGUCUCAUUAGCAGAAGAUUCCUGGGUUCCGGAGAUGCCCUGAGACUUCUCUCCAACUGGAAAAAGGUUGCUGAACAAAUGAAAUUGAUCUUUGAUCUUUCUCCCCUUGAUUAUGUCAUAUUACAACAUAAUUCUUGGGUAUUCAAAGGCAUCCUGAACUUGGGUCAGGGUGUACCCAUCAGUCUUAUUAUUUGUUCAGUGUCCUAUAAGUCAGACACAUUUUUCUGUGUUUCUUCAUUCCCACAGUCCUGGUCGCACAUAUACUCUGAGAUGCAGAAGAAUGAAGAGUUCCCUAAUGUGGUCCCUUGAGUCAUUGCUCUCUGACAAACCAGCCCUAUUAUCUUCCUCAGUUUUGUUUCCUCUCUUUCUUGAAAGAUAAUUUUGCUGGGUAUAUAAUUUUAGGUUGGCGAGUAUUUUCUCUUGGUGUCAUUAACAUGUUAUUUCACUAACUUUGGCUUCUAUGGUUGAGAAUUCAGCUGUCACUCCAGUGUUUGGCCCUUAGAAUGGGAUUGAAGUCUGGGCCACAGACCACAAAGUGCAAAGUGGUCAGGCUUCUGUGGUCCCCCAGUCCAGUUUCCCGGUGCUCCUUCACUCCUGGCCACACUGGCUGCUUUGCUGUUUCCUGGCCAUGGCAAGCAUGUGGUGUGGUCCCAGGGCCUUUGCCCAUGUUGAAUCCCCUGACUGGGACACUACUGCAGCUGAACCAUGGUAAAAGUGGACAGAGAAAACAUGCAACAUUCUUUGGAGAAGUUCUGCUGUAACGUGGCAGAGAAAUAAGGUGACUGCAGAGGUAGCUGAAGGGAGGGUGUCUUUCUCUGUGUGAGCAUGUGUGAUGUGGACAGCUGUACCGACUGACGGGACUGACCUGGUGCAGCAGGACAGACUGGAUGCAGGUGGCGCAGCAGCAGGCAGCUGGUGGGGUGGCCCCUGCAGCUCCCCCUGCAGGUCCCUGCCUCCCUCUGCAUCUUGCAGAGUCCCUCCUCUGGCGGUCAGCCAGUUCGCAUAACCCCAUCCCCAACCUAAUUCGAUGAAGCCAGCAGCCAGAAGUGCACCCUCACUGACACUUCAUUUCUAGAACAUUUCCUUUGGGAACAUUCCAACCAUGACCCAAAUGCCACCCCCCAAGACCCCAGCCCUCUCCCUGCUUUCCCCCAGAGGUCCUGAACUUCAAGUUCUAGGGCACCCCAGCCAGCUUAGGCUCCCCUCACACAGCUUGUCCCACACUUCAGCCCACCAAGCCUUCUGUGGCCUCUCGGGGCCCUCUCCCUCCUGGAGCAGUCCAAUUUGUUCUAAAGUUAUAUGUUGGAUGAUUAUGGUUUAUGAGCCCUGACCCAUAAGCCCUUUCCCCCAGGGUCUCUGGGGGAGGUGGCCUGAAAAGCUUCCACAAAAAAGCAGGAGGCCAAGUUCUGUCCUCCCUGAGUGGCGUCAGUGCCCUGGGCACAAGGGCUCCUCCUGCCAGCUGCCCCCGGCUCCUGGGCAGCCUUCUGCUGACAGUGGAGAGGCCUCGCCACCAUUCAGCAGGCUGUCCCCAGUGCAUUCAGCAGGUGCGCCUGCAGCGUGGAGGUGUGCAGGCAGGUGCAGUUCACGACCAAAGGACGGUCUUGCUGCUUCUUAGUCAAGCUCACAGAAGCCCAGGCUCACUGUGGAUCCAUUCUCGCCCCACUCGGAUCGCAGGCAGCAGUCCUCUCAAGGCUCUGCCUGAGCACAGAUGACAGGGACUUCAGAACCCUUAUCCGUGUGCAGUCUGGGGGACACCUGGUGGACAGCCUUUUGGAAGGAUGUUCAAUGUGCUACUUAGGCUCCACAAAGGUCCCUUUGGAGGACUCAUCCUGCAGGUCCACUUUACUGGAGAAGACACCAGUCUCAUCAAUGGCCAAUCCACGGAGCAUCAUUUCCCAGCUUUUUCAUUAUUCUCAGGAUGCUACCAGCGCAGCCCUCCUGAGAGGUCCAACAACUGUGGCUGGAAGAGGGGAGCCCUCGUUAAAAGAAGACAUUCCCAGCUGCCAUCCAGAGCUCAUCACACCAAGUCUUUGGGUGCUGUGGGGUAGCUGGGCAGCGUUCUUUGCAUUUCUUUGCUCUGGCCCUGGUGCAGGUGGAGGGAGGUGAGCAGAAGAUACGUUGCCAUUGUGUCUUCUGCAUCUGUGAGCUGUAAGGCCCUGGGGAAAGCACCAGGCCUUUCUGAAUAUCUCUCCUCACCCAUAAGAUGGGCAUGAUACUCCCUGCCUGUAUCCUUGCCAGAACUGCUGGGAGGACUGAUUGGAGAAAACUUUGCCCUAGAUUAGGGAUUAAAUUUUUCGCUAAGGAGCCAGAUAGUAAAUGCCAUAAGAAGGCCAGGUGCAGUGGCUCAUGCCUGUAAUCCCAACAAUUUGGGAGGCCAGGGCGGGUGGAUCACCUGAGGCCAGGAGUUCAAGGCCAGCCUGGCCAACAUGGUGAAACCCCGUCUCUACUAAAAAAUACAAAAAUUAGUUGAGCAUGGUGGCAUGCACCUGUAACCACAGCUACUCGGGAGGCUGAGGCAGGAGAAUCGCUUGAACCUGGGAGGCAGAGGUUGCAGUGAGCCAAGAUGGCGCCACUGCACUCCAGCCUGGGCAACAGAGUGAAACUCUGUCAAAAAAAAAAGAAAAGAAAAAAGAAAAAAAAGGAAAUGCCAUAAGAUCUUUGUCAAGGCUGCUGAGCCUGAAUAAGUACAGUAAGGUAAUGCACCCUGGUGGCAGAUAGUGGAGAAAGAAAAACACAUGAAGUUCUCUUUAGACACAGAAAAGGAAUUUCACGCAAUCCAGUACGUGAACAUUCAUUUCAAAACUCCUCACACACUAGUACUAGGUGGAUAAAGUUGUCCACUUACAACCUGCAGGAAAUAUUCUUAGGCCAGGGGACAAUGGAGUCAUACCGUCUAACACGAUGGCAACAGGGUGCUUGCAGCUGGAGCAGGAGGGCUGGGGCAGGGAGCAGUGGGGCAGAGAUUUGGUUGGUUUUAAAUAAACCUUUACCACCCAUGCACCUGGGAAACACUUAAUCGUGGCUCAUACCAGCCAGCUCUCCUCACCUAGUUGCAGAGAGCACCCCAGGUCUGUUGUGGGCAGCAGAGUUUGGCAGGAUGCUGACCAUCACCUUGACCCUGACCCCUCCAGUCCUCUACCCUGUCUCUCCUCUCCCAGCCCUGCCCCCAUACCACCCACAGCUCCAGGAAAGGGGCCCCUGUUCUGGGCUGGGCUCCAGGCAUUCGGAGGUGGGUUGGACCCACCCUUGGCCUUUGCAGAGCUCCCAGGCCACUGGCAGGGCCAGUGCUGGUAGAGAGGGAGGCCCUAACCAAAGGGACCAGAACAAGAAGGACGAGACCGCCUUGCUGGACUGAAGUGGAAAGUGUGCCGGGAGGGCUUGGGUGGAAAGGCAAGCUGUGCCAGAGCAGGAGAGUGGCCAUGGUGCCCGUGAGCCUGGGAAGGAAGAUGCGCGCCUUCUCACUGCUGCACACACCAGCACUGACUCCUACAGGCUGGGGUGUGUGGCAACGUUCUUCUGGAAGAAACCACAGCAACUGUUAGUAGUUGCCCCAGACCGAGGGCUGGGGCUGGGUCGAGUGAGGGUUUUCCAUUUCAUCAGGUGCCCUUCUAAUCUCGCUUAAAUUUUCUAAACCUGCUUGAGAGCCUCUUUAUUUAGUUGCUAAUAUCAACAAAAUGUAUCUGAGUAGCAAGAUUAAGCUCCGUUUUUUUGUUUGGUUAUUUAUACUUCAUAGUGUUUAAAAAACUAAUAAAAGUAAUAUUAAGCCAGGUGUGGUGGUUCAUGCCUGUAAUCGCAGUGAUUUGGGAGGCUUGCUUGAGCCCAAGAGUUCAAGACCAGCCUGGGUAACAUAGCAAGGCCCUAUCUCUACAAAAAGAAUUUUUAAAAAAAUUAGUCCCCACUAUUCAGGAGGCUGAAGCAGGAGGAUGGCUUGAGCCUAGGAA